AUGUCUUCAUUAAAGAAAUUAUUAAAGUCUGCUAAGCUUUCCAUAGAACAGAAUGAUCCGGAAUCAGCAUUGGAGUAUGCAGACGAAGCCAUUGAAAUUGAUUCCAAUUGUUAUUUUGCUUAUUUAUUCAAGGGAAAAUCUUACCAAUUGUUACGAGAUGUUCCUCAGGCCAUAGCUCAAUUCAAACGAGCCACUGAGAUUGAACCAGAGAAUCUCCUUGCAUGGAAGGGAUAUUUUCAAACAGUCAGAGCAUCCAAUGACUACAGCUUGUUUUUCGACGUUCUUACCAAAUUAGUGAAAUUACAACGAGAUCAAGAAUUGCCACUAGCUGAAACUCUAAAAGACUUGCGCAAUUAUUUAGACUCAAACAAGUACAAGAGCAACGAUGUGUUGUAUGAAUUAUAUUUAAAAUCUAUUAUACCGGGUACUGAACUUGGUGAGUUGGUUGGAUCUGCUUUAGGUAGUGGUGAAUCAAAUAUUCAAAAAUUACUUGAUUUUAAAAAGACUCAACUUGAUAAACUAGUUCAAACAAGAAUACUGAAGGAAAGAGUCAAGUUUGGACGUAACUUAACUAUUGAUCAGAAACAAGCAUUAGAUGCAAUUGCAUGGGAAUAUUACAAGGAUGGACAGUUGAGCAAGCUUUAUGAGUCAUUCCUCAACAUUUCUAAUGAUGAUGAAUUGAGACAGAAAUAUGAAGAAGAUUUCUUGAAAUAUAGAUAUGAAUUGUUAAAGAUAUCCCCCAAUAAGACAGAAUUAUUCAAUGAAAUCAAACAAACUCUCGAGGAUAUGAUUCUUGUAAAUACAAAGAGUUUAUUUUGUUGGAAUUUAUACUUUGAUUGGUGUGAUACCAAGACCAUUUUCGAUUUAGAUGAAGAAAAAAUUAUUGCAUAUUUAAGAAUUUUUCAAAAUGAAGGGUUAGGUUUGAUUUUAUUUGCAUUUGUAAUGAGUGGAGUUUCCCCUUAUAAUAAAGAGAGAAUAGUUAAAGGAAUAUCAUACAAUGAAGACAACCAAAACAAGAAGAACAAGAAGAAGAAGAAGGAAAAAGUGCUUGAAGAGGAAGAUGCCAGUGCUUUAGGUCUUGAAGAGAACGAAGAAGAACAACCAGAAGACUUUUCUCAAUAUUAUCUUCCUCCUGACGAAAUACUAGGAUAUAUAUUAGAAGGAUACAGCAAGUCUAAAGAUUCAAUUCUUGCCAAUAGAAUAAUUGUCAAUUAUUACAUUCAUUUACGUGAAUAUGACAUGGCUUCAGAAAGAUGCCGAGAUGGUAUCAGAUUAUUGGCCGAUAUUCAAAGAACUUUUGGAAUAAACUUGUCAAACACUAAAGAAGAUUUCCUUUGUUCCUUAGCAAUUGUAUAUACUUAUUAUGAGGCUCCAAAGAAUUUCAGUCGAGCAUUGCAACUUUAUGACAAGAUUCUUGAAUCAAAUACCACCAAUAUUAAAGCCAAAGUCGGUAAAGGGUUAAUCUUUGCCGAACAAGGUGAUUUGGAACAAGCUAAAUUAAUAUUGGAAGAGGUAUUGCAAGAACAUCCAGAAAACUCCGAAGCAGAGUUAGAAUAUAAUUGGUGCUUAAUUAACUUAGGACAAUUUGAACAAGGUAAACAAGGAUUAGAAAAGUUUAUUAGUAAGGUUACUGGAACUGAUUUGUACAGUGGUGAAAUCCGUGCAAAGGCUAAUUGGAGAUUAGCUAAAGGAUACUUUAUGCAAGACGACACCAAUAAGGACAAUAUCAAACAAAGUUAUACUUAUUUGAUUCAAUCUUUAAAAGAUUCAGAAUCUUACGCACCAUCAUACACUUUAUUAGGUGUUUUGUUUCACGACUAUUAUGGUGAUUUAGAAAAAGCCCAAAAAUGUUUCUUUAAAGCAUUUGAUUUGGAUGUCAAUGAAAUAGUAGCUGCCAAGUAUUUGGUAGAACACGCAACCGCCAAGAAUGAAUGGGAUGUUGCCCAGGUCUUAGCCAAGAGAGUGGUCACUAAUGAAUCAUCAAGAAGAUUACUUUUAAGACCUUCAGAUGAUAAAGAUAACUCCUGGCCAUAUCGUGUUUUAGGAUGUGGUUCCCUUAAUGUCCAAGAUGAUGCCAAGGCAGUUGAAUAUUUCCAAAAUGCAUUACGUAUAAACUCAAAUGAUUAUGAAUGUUGGGUUGGUUUAGGUGAAGCUUAUUAUAAUUGUGGUAGAUAUGAUGCUGCUGCAAAAGUUUUCCAUCAUGCAAUUGCUAUGAAAGAAGAAGCUCCAUGGACCGUCAAGUAUUUAUUGGGAGUUGUUACUUGUGAAAUGAAAGAAUUUAACGAGGGAUUGACUUAUUUAUAUGAAGCAUUGGAAAGUCAACCUAAUGAGGAAUGCAUUAUAACUGCCAUUUAUGAAGCACAACUUGAAAAUACCCAUAAGUAUGUCCAUUCAGGAUUUUUUGGUAGAGCUGCUGAUUCAAGUUUAAAAGCAUUAGAAUUUAUCAAGGCUUCCAUUCUUUCCAAUUCAACUUCUCAAAAAGUUUGGAAGUCCCUUGGUGACUCUUUACAAGUCUUCUCAAAAGUCCAACUGAAUAUUGAUAAAGUUCCAUUUGAUGAUUUAAUUGCUAUAUUUAAACAUAUUGAAAUUGAUGAUAUUAUUCUUAGUGACAUUACCCUUGAUGAGUCAAUAUCAUUAGCCCAUGCCAUUGAAUUGUUUAAUCAAGACAAGAAAGUCCAAUCCUUGAAUAUCUUCAUUAUUCUUUGUGCUAUUGCGGGAGUCAAAUAUCUUCCCGUGAAAGUGAACAAAGCCCUACGUUCAACCGCAUUGUAUAAUUUAGGAUUGGCGUUAUUACAAACCUAUCAAAAUGGAGAGAAUGAAAAAUACCGAGAAAACUCAGUCACAUUAUUCAAGAAAGCAAUUCAAUUGGAAAAUCAUAAUCCUAGCUACUGGAUUGGUUUAGGUAAUGCGUACUUCUAUAAUAAUCCUCAAAUUUCCCAACAUUGUUAUAUUAAAGCAACAACUUUAGAAAUCAGAGAUGGGGGUAUUUGGAUUAAUUUAGCAAUAUUAUUUCUUAAAUACGGGGAUUUAGAAUUAUCGCAGCAGGCAUUCUUAAGAGCACAAUCUGUUGCUCCUCAAGAUUCACAAUCUUGGUUAGGUCAAGCAAUUGCAUUUGAGAUUUUAGGUGAUGAAACUAAAGCAUUUACUUACUAUACACAUGCAUUCACAUUAUCUAAGGGGAGAUUGGCUGUGGCCCAAUUCUUGUAUGGUUUAUCUGUGAUUAAUAAACGUGUUGGUGGAAACUUUGAUCCUCGUGAUAUUGAAACUGCUCAAGAAUUUGGUAUCAGUAAUCAAGCCAUGCAACAAUACCUCAAGUACAAACCAGAUGAUGAAGAUGCAUUGUCAGUCGCGUUGACUAUUGCCGAAAGAUGUAAAGAUUUUGAAAAUGCAAUUAAAUUGGGUAAUAAAUUGUGUGAGAUUUUAGAAAAGAAAUAUGAAGAGACUGAACAAGAAUCAGUGUUGGAAAAUUUCAGUUUAAUAAAAUCACAAGUUGCAAGAAUUUAUUUAGGAUUAGGCGAUUAUGAACUGGCUAUGGAAAAUGCCCAGAUGGCAUUGCAAUUAAUUGAAGGUGACGACUCACAUCCUGAAAUCACUUUAUCAUGCCAUAUAACUAUAGGUUUAAGUUAUUUCUUUACCAAUGAGUUUGAAUCUUCCAUACAAGAAUUAAAGUUAAUUCUUAGCCAGUAUAAUUCAUCCCAACGUAUUGUUACAUUAAUUGCCCAAAUUCUUUAUGCUCAUGGCACAGAAGAAUCCAAGCAAGCCUCCAUUGAUCAAUUAUUCGCCCAUAUUGAAGAGAAUGGUUCUUCUUUGCUUGUUGUAUUGACAUUGGGGGCAAUUUCUUUAGUUGAAAAUUACCAAGAGUACUUAGGAGCAAUCAAAGAAGAAUUACAAGGGUUGGAUUUGACUGAAUUGGUUAAUGAUACAUACAGAGAUGUCCCAAGGUUGCUUACCGAGAUCAAUAAUAGACUUGGUAGAGGUGAUGACAAAUCGGUCUGGCUCAAGUAUGCUUAUUUAUUCCCAUUUGAUUAUAAUGUAUGGAAACAUGUCAGUAAUGAAAUGGCCAAGGCUGUAAUUACAUUACAAGAUGUUAAAGUUAAUGGAUUACAAUAUUCAGAAACAUUAUUGAAAACUGGAGAUUUAAGAGACAUUCAACGUAGUUUGAUGUUGACUCCUGGUAACCAAGAAGCAAUUGAAGCAUUGAAGAAUUGCUUUUAG
Spathaspora passalidarum NRRL Y-27907 is the source of this 4215-nucleotide messenger RNA. RefSeq names its product SKI complex subunit tetratricopeptide repeat protein (gene SKI3). The record is from RefSeq and is a predicted model, not a curated record. Gene Ontology annotation, molecular function: protein binding. Gene Ontology annotation, cellular component: Ski complex. The coding region runs from base 1 to 4215 and encodes 1404 amino acids. The transcript has a single exon. Lineage: Eukaryota; Fungi; Ascomycota; Pichiomycetes; Serinales; Debaryomycetaceae.